Messenger RNA from Cavia porcellus (domestic guinea pig), 1272 nucleotides. RefSeq names its product eukaryotic translation initiation factor 3 subunit F (gene Eif3f). Gene Ontology annotation, biological process: translational initiation. NCBI's taxonomy places the organism in Eukaryota, Metazoa, Chordata, Mammalia, Rodentia, Caviidae. The record is from RefSeq and is a predicted model, not a curated record. The coding region runs from base 31 to 1104 and encodes 357 amino acids. The transcript has 8 exons. Gene Ontology annotation, molecular function: metallopeptidase activity; translation initiation factor activity; translation initiation factor binding. Gene Ontology annotation, cellular component: eukaryotic translation initiation factor 3 complex, eIF3m.
UCCGGUCCAGGCUUCCUCUUUCGCGUCAAGAUGGCUACGCCGGCGGCGCCCACGAGUGCUCCUCCCGCCUCUGCGGCCCCAGCUCCGGACCCGGCUGUCGCCCCAGCCCAGACUCCUUCGCCGACGCCAGCGCCAGCGCCGGCAGCGACCCCGGCGCCGGCCUCGUCCUCAGACCCAGCGGCAGCGGCGGCCACCCCCGCGGCUCCUGGCCAGACCCCGGCCUCGGCACCAGCUCCGGCGCAGACCGCGGCGCCCGCUCUGUCGGGGCCGGCUCUCCCCGGGCCCUUCCCCGGCGGCCGCGUGGUCAGGCUGCACCCCGUCAUUUUGGCCUCCAUAGUGGACAGCUAUGAGCGACGCAACGAGGGUGCCGCCCGAGUUAUCGGAACCUUGCUGGGAACCGUUGACAAGCACUCAGUGGAGGUCACCAAUUGUUUUUCAGUGCCACACAAUGAAUCAGAAGAUGAGGUGGCUGUUGACAUGGAAUUUGCUAAGAACAUGUAUGAAUUACACAAAAAAGUCUCUCCAAAUGAGCUCAUCCUGGGCUGGUAUGCCACAGGCCACGACAUCACAGAGCACUCUGUACUGAUCCACGAGUACUACAGCCGGGAGGCCCCCAACCCCAUUCACCUUACUGUGGACACGAGUCUCCAGAACGGCCGUAUGAGCAUCAAGGCCUACGUCAGCACUUUAAUGGGAGUUCCAGGGAGGACCAUGGGAGUGAUGUUCACACCGCUGACAGUGAAAUACGCGUAUUACGACACUGAACGCAUUGGAGUUGACCUGAUCAUGAAGACCUGUUUUAGUCCCAACCGGGUGAUCGGUCUCUCGAGUGACCUGCAGCAAGUUGGGGGAGCAUCAGCUCGCAUCCAGGAUGCCCUCAGCACAGUGUUGCAGUAUGCAGAGGACGUGCUGUCUGGAAAAGUGUCAGCUGACAAUACUGUGGGCCGCUUCUUGAUGAGCCUGGUUAACCAAGUGCCCAAGAUAGUUCCUGAGGAUUUUGAGACCAUGCUCAAUAGCAACAUCAAUGACCUGCUAAUGGUGACCUACUUGGCCAACCUCACACAGUCACAGAUCGCCCUCAAUGAGAAACUUGUAAACCUGUGAGUGGGUUCCAGCUGGCGCUUCUACCAGUCUUGAGACUCAACUGUAGGGCCAGCAUGAAGUGGAGGAGAGAUGGUUUGUGGUCUUGGGUCGCAAGUAAGUGACUCAAGUCACAAAGUAAGUAAGCUGCUUGUGACUCUAAAUAAACAUAGUUUACCUUUUGUAAAUGAA